Molecule: messenger RNA, 1065 nt
Organism: Alternaria rosae
Lineage: Eukaryota; Fungi; Ascomycota; Dothideomycetes; Pleosporales; Pleosporaceae
Exons: 3
Coding region: 1-1065 (354 amino acids)
Source: RefSeq, a predicted model, not a curated record
AUGUCUUCGGAAGGGCUCACCGAGGGUACUCUUCGCGGUACCGCGAUAGGACUCAUGGUUGUGACAACUGCCGUGGUUCUCGCUCGCGCUAUCUUGCGAAGCGAUCAGAAGAAACUCAUUCAAUGGGAUGAGCUAUGGCUGUUGUUGGGCUACUUGUUAUUCAUGGUGGUAACCGGUGUCUACGUCAACAAGACAAGCCUUUUAUUUCGACUUCUAGCCGUCCAAGAAGGACGUCUUGCGCCUUACCCAAGUAUUCUCCGAGAUGGCCUGGACGCGCAAAAGACGUUCUUCUUCACGAGUCCAGGACUUUGGCUUACUUUAUGGAGCAUCAAAUUCUCUUUAUUGGCCUUCUACAAGAGAAUAAUGGCCGGUGUGAGGCUCUACCUGACGCUUUGGUGGGUGGUACUUGGCUAUUGCGUGCUUACACUUCUACUCUCCAUCCUUCUACACAUCACUGCUUGUGGACAUUCGCCAGCUUCUUGGUUCGUCGCCAAUGGUUGUGGUGCUGACAAUGUCCGAAAAAGCUCGAUUAGCUUCUGGGAAGGAUUUGCAGUGGACCUGACAACAGAUCUUAUGAUCAUGUCACUUCCGAUCGGUCUUAUUCGACACCUUCGGAUACCUCUGGUCCGCAAGAUUCAGAUAGUAGGCCUAUUCGGUUUAGGCAUCCUCGUCAUCAUCGCAAGCAUCAUUCGCGUAGUACAAGUCGGCGCAACAACUAGUGCAGGCAACACAACGCCUUCACUGACAUGGCUUGCUCUGUGGAGCAUCAUCGAGUCUUCCGUCGCUAUCAUAGUAGGCUGCGGGCCAGGCCUAUACCGAAAAGCCAAAGCGGUCUAUAGCACCACACCGGUACACGCAUACGACAGUCGCGGGUAUAUCAAGACUACAGCGAACCGGAGAGCAGGAACGAAAGGAAACACAGAUGACGAGUACGGGCUACCAUUGAAGACCAUGAGCAUCGACAUUGUAGGUCCUGGCGAUGUCGGAGGAAGUGAAGAAGAGCUAGUUGGUCAAGAAACAAGCGGUGGCAUUCGGGUGACAAGGUCGUUCGUGGUCAGCCACUGA